Messenger RNA from Heterocephalus glaber (naked mole-rat), 5234 nucleotides. The record is from RefSeq and is a predicted model, not a curated record. Lineage: Eukaryota; Metazoa; Chordata; Mammalia; Rodentia; Bathyergidae.
CUCUCCUCCUCCGGAGAUGAUUCAGAUCCCAGAGCCUCCAGACUGGGCCCUCCUGCCCUGCCCUGCCGUGCCCUGCCCAACUGGUCCUCCGCGGGGCGCCCACCAGGCCGCGCAGCCUCGUGAUGGAGGUGUCCGUGCUCCCGGAGGCGCCGGCCAGGGCGGCCCCACCGCCCCGGGACACGGAUGUGGACGCGGAGGAGGAGCCCCGGCCCGCCGGCAGCGAGCCAGGUGACCCUCGGGCCAAGCCGCCUGUCCAGCCCAAGCCCCGGGCGCUGCCCGCCAAGCCUGCCCUGCCCGCCAAGCCCAGCCUGCUGGUCCCUGUGGGGCCUCGGCCGCCUCGGGGCCCCCUGGCCGAGCUGCCGUCAGCCCGGAAGAUGAACAUGCUGGCCGGACCCCAGCCAUAUGGGGGCAGCAAGCGUCCCCUGCCCUUCCUGCUGAGACCUGCAGCGGAGGCCACUGCUGCAGAAGCUGCUCAGGAGCCCGGGAAGGAGGAGCCGGCCCCCUUGACCCCACCCACCCGCUGUGCCGCCCUGGGGGGUGUGCGGAAGGCCCCUGCCCCAUUCCGCCUGGCCGCGGAGCGCUGUAUGGCCACCACCGUGGAGGAGAUCCUGGCCAAGAUGGAGCAGCCAAGGAAGGAGCUCCCGCCCAGCCCUGACUGCCUCUGGGGCUCGCGCCUCUCCUUCAACCAGGAUGGCAGCUCGCGGUAUGGCUCCCGGGCAGCUCCCGGCCGGGCCUGGUCCCAGGAGGGACCUGCAGAGACCCUGGCUCCUGAAGCAUGCCCUGAGGAGCACAGCAAGACCCCCAUGGCCAGUGACCUCUCUUCUGACCUGGCCAUCAACGGGGACCUGGCUCAGCCGGCCACUUCCGAGCCACCGACUCACGUUCCCUCCGGCGGGGCCCCGGGCCAACCCGCGGACAUCUUCAGCCCCGCGCCUCCAUCUCCCCAGCACGCUCAGCUCCCUGCAGCCCCAAGUCCCACGGCUUCUCCCCACCGCCCUGUGACUCCUCCGUCCCCAAGAACUGCCCUGCCUACUGCUGCCGAGGGCCUCGGUCCCCCCGCCAGCCCGGGGCUCCCCCCCGAGCCGGCCCCUGAAGCCCCCAGACCCAGCAGCCCUCCCCUCGAGCUGGUCUCAGGGCACCCCAGCCCUGAGCACACCCCAGCCACCCCGCCCCUGCCCCAGGGCGGUGAGAUACGGGAGCUCACUAGGACGUUUCCCCCCGGGGAGGAGGUGGCGCCUACGGGUGACCCCAACCCACAUCCCACCAGCCUGGCUCAGCGCCGCUUCUCGGAGGGCAUCUUCCGGCCUCCCUGCCAGGACCAGGAGAAGCUGGGGGGCUCGCUGGCUGCCCUGCCCCAGGCCCCGGGUGGCCAGUCGGCCCUGGAUUGUCCCUUCGGGAGUGGGACAGAGUCCAACUGGAGCCUGUCCCAGUCGUUCGAGUGGACCUUCCCCGUGCGCCCCUCGGGUCUGGGCGUGAGGCGCCUGGACUCCCCGCCGCCCUCCCCCAUCACGGAAGCCAGUGAGGCCGCGGAGGCUGGGCACUGUGCUGGGGCCCCACCUGGGGACGCAGGGAGGCCUGUUUCCUGGGCCCAGGCCGAAGACCCAGGCGUCUCCCCAUCCCCUGAGCCCCCCUCCACGUUGGAGGGCGCACCCCUGCUGCAGGCUGAGGAGAGGGCGGAGGACUGGCAGGGGCCAGGACACGAGGCCCCCCUGCCCCCCGACACCAGAGGGGCUGCCCUGUCCCUGCUGGAGCCCGCCCUGGGCCAGCAGCAGCCAGCGCCCCCCGACCAGCCCUGUGUCCUCUUCGCCAGCGGCCCCAGCCCUGGGCAGGCGCUGCCCGUGGAGGAGGCGGCCGUGACCCUGGCCCGGGCCGAGGCCCAGGACUGGUGUGCAGCCUCCCCCCAGCCUGAGGGUCCCGGAGGCGGCUCUCGCUGGCUGGAUGAGCUCUUGGCCUCCCCGCCCCCGAUGCAGGACACUGAGUCAACGACUGCCCACCCAGAGGGACUCCUAGGCUGGUCCCAGAAGGAUCUGCAGAGUGAAUUUGGGAUCGCAGCAGACCUGCACCCCAGCAGCCCCCGGCCUCCCGGCUGGCCCCACGUUGCUUCUCAGGACUGUGGCCAUGGGGCUGCCAGCCCAAGAGGAGCCCUGGGCCCAGGGCACAGGGACUGGGCCAGGGAGUGUGGCUCCGGAGCCGGGGAAGGGGGCGGAAGGGAGUGGGCUGACAUCAGCAGCAGCAAAGCCCCGAGGGACACGUGUGCCCCGGAGCAGCUCAUGGCCCACAGUGGCUGGGCGGUUAGACAGCCAGCCCCACUCGGCACCCUGGGGUGGGAGGCCGCUGCCCAGGACCCAGAGCCGGGGCGGAGGGACUCCGGGGACAGGUUCUCCAGUCUUCAGGCCGAACUGCAGGACCAGGAAUUUGGGAAGAGAGACUCCCGGGACAUGCUGUCCAGCCGGGUUGUGGAACUCCAGGAGCAGGAAUUGGGGAAGAGGGAUUCUUGGGACACGUUCCCCAGCCUCCAUGCGGAUUUCCAGGGCCAGGAGUUUGGGAAGAGGGACUCCCUGGGCCCGCACAGCAGCCAGGAGCCCAGCCUUCAGGACUGGGAGUUUGCGGCGGGAGGUUGCCUGGGCAGCAGUGCCCGCCAGCCUGAGGAGGAGCCAGCCCGGGAGUCGGGGAGUGAGGCGCCCUGCAGCUACAGCAGCCAGGAUGCCGAGGCGCAGGACCGGGAGUUUGAGAAAAGGGACUCUUUGCUCGGAGUGCUCAGCCGUCCAGCUGAAGUGCCCAGGGCCCAGGUGUUGAGGCAGAGCCCUUGGAUGCAGGACCACGGCGAUGGCCCCAGAGAGCAGGACAGCACCUCCGAUGUGGGAGCCCCAAGCUCUGGCCUCAGCCCCCAGGUGGCUCAGCGGCCGCAAGGGGAGUUUGAGAAGGCGCUGUGUGGCCAGGACGGCGGGGCCAAGGGCCCACCAGAGGAGCUGCAGGGCUGGCAGGGCAGUGGCACCAGCUGGGAGGUGGCAGGGGCUCUGGGCCCUGGGGAGGGCGGCCUUGGGGGUGGGGACACUGGGCAGCGGGGCUGGGCGGCGGAGCUGAGCCUGGGUGUUGCGCCGCAGCCAGAGGAUGCUCUUAGCCCAGGGCCCCGGGACUGGGGAGAGGACCUGGUCCCGGACCCCGCCCUGAGGAGCACACAGUUCGGCAUCAUCGGUGAUGACCGAGCGAGCGGUGCUGGCCCAAGUCCCCCCAGCACGGCGGGAGGUGGCCGCUUCGUGUCCCCCGGGGAGAUGGUGUCCAGGCCCGGGGACUGGGCUGACCAGCUGGGCCUCAGGAACUUGGACGUGUCCCACUGUGGGGCCCCUGGGGACUUGGCUAAGGCCAGAGAGGUGGCCAUCGGGCAGGUGGGCUGGCUGGAUGGGGGCCUGGAAGUGCAAGGGUCGGGGGCCACUGGUGCAAGGGAGGAGGACUGGACUGUGGAGGUUGGGGUGCCAAGCAUCCACCUGGCCGGGGACGGGGCAGCGGGCAGCCUCGGCCAGGCCAGGGACAGUGGCAUGGGGCAGGCAGACUGGUCGGGCCUGGAGGCUGGCGAGUUCCUCAGAUGCAGGGAGCGCGGUGUGGGGCAGGCAGCCUGGAGCCCCGACCUGGUGCUCGGGGGCGUGGUCUCCAGGGAUCCCAGAGAGCUGGGGGUGCGCCCAGGGAGCUGGGGUGAUGACCUGGGCCUGAGGAACUUGGAGGUGCCCUGUGACCUGGACUCGGGGGGUGCCCGCGGCUGUGGUGUGGGCCGGGACCGGGGCAGGGGGCUGUCAGGGCCCCCAAGUGGAGCCAGGGAGCAUGGGGCAGGGGAGGCGGGCCCCAGCCUGGAGCGAGACUUCAGGAGCAGCAGGUGCUCAUCCCCCCGCUUGGAGGCCAGAGAGUCCAGAGAGUCGGGGGUCAGAGAGCCCCAGGGUGCAGACGGCUGUGGGUCUUCCCCGGAGGCCCCCUCUGAGGACGCCGGACCAGAGACGGCAGGAGCCACCGCCCUUGCAGCCAGCCCCGGCCAGCGUCCAGCCUGCACCCCGCCCCCUGGCACCCAAGGCCUGCCAGAGGGGACGCUGCUGACCAGCAGUGGCAAGGCGGAGGCUGCCAGCGAGUCCCUGGCCUCGGGGCUCAGCAUCCUGUUGGAGCAGGAAGGAGCCUCGGCAGGCAGCCACCCGGAGGAGCCUGAGGAGCGCGGUGGGGACCCCCUGCCUGCCCGGCGGCCCCAGCCCGACGGCGGAGCCAGCUGUGGGGAGGAGGUGGACGGCACCUGGGGCCUCGAGGGGCCUGGGUGCAGGGAGCAGGACCCGACCCUGGCCCCUCGGCGGCCACCCCCGGGGCCUCCCGCCCGCGGCCCCAGCCAGGACUUCUCCUUCAUCGAGGACACCGAGGUCCUCGACAGCGCCGUGUAUCGCAGCCGGGCCCACCUGGGCCGCAAGCGAGGGCACCGGGCCCCGGCCAUCCGGCCCGGGGGGACCCUGGGCCUGGCGGAAGCCUCCGACUCGGACGCGCGCCUUUUCCGGGACUCCACGGAGCCGCGGGCGUCCCGGGUGCCGUCUUCGGACGAGGAGGUGGCAGAGGAGCCGCAGAGCCGCCGGACCCGGAUGUCCUUGGGCACCAAGGGGCUGAAAGUCAACCUGUUUCCCGGCCUGAGCCCAUCGGCCCUGAAGGCCAAGCUGCGCUCCCGAAACCGCUCGGCGGAGGAGGCGGAGCCAGCAGAGGGCAAGGCUGGCCAGAAGGAGGCUGUGGUCCAGCGCUCCAAGUCCUGCAAGGUCCCCGGGCUGGGGAAGCCCCUUGCCCUACCCCCGAAGCCGGAGAAGUCUUCAGGGUCUGAAGGGUCGUCACCCCACUGGCUGCAAGCCCUGAAGCUGAAGAAGAAGAAGGUCUGAGGGGCCCCGAGGUCCCUCUGCAGCCUCGGGGAGUGCCCGUUUCUGUGGGUCCCUGGCGGGGACACAUUCAUGCACUUUGUGUCGGCUCUGACCCCGUGUCCCCCCGCCUGCCCCUGCCUCCCGGCUGGGCAAAGGUUCCCGCCCUCCGUCUGCCCUGCAGCUCUUUCCUCCUCUCUCUGCGCUGCCUCAGCCUCCCGUGGGUUUUCUUUUGAUACCAAUUUCUAGCAUUUUUAUAAAGGCCUUCGAUUUUUGUAACGGGUGGACCCUCCCCGCCCCAGGAGGCGCCCUGUCAGACCAAUGACAUUUUGCCACUUGGAACAUUCAAUAAAAUGUUUUGGGAACCAG